CCGAUUUGAUAAUGUCAAUGUCAAUGUGGACUUGUGGAGGUUAAAUUUGAAAAUCACACAAUAAUACAUUUUUCUUUCGCUUUUAACUCAAGACAUAAUUAUCGAUGGUUCCUGAUAAAUGUAUUUGUUAUCACUAAUCCUCGCACAGCUUACUUCGCCAUCAAAAGUGUCUAUUUCAUUUUACAACAAUGGAAAAUCAUAACUUGAGUUAUGAACCAAUGGAUAUUGAUACAAGCAGUAACUCGGUAAGGGAAAUGGAUAUUUCUUACAAUGAAUCAUUUAUUAUGAAGACUAUAAAAACUGAAAAGACUGAUGAUCCUAUCGAAGAGAUUCAACUGACAAGUUCUACAAGGCCAGUAGCGCAACCUCAAACGCAACCUAUUGUGAAAAAAUAUCAUUUAAAAAUUCCGAAGUCAUCAAAAAGUUAUAAGAAUGUUAUGUACCAGAUAUCGUCCGUCAUUAUUAUUAUCUUAAUGUCGAUAUUUGCACUACAUAUCUAUAGUUUAAAGUGCUUUGACGAUUUCCAUUAUGAAGAAUUAGAACAUAGUCUAACAAAUAAACUAUUUGGACAAACAGAAGCUGUCAAUAAGAUAAUGCAGACAUUGAAACUAAAAGAAAGAAGUAAACUUUUGCUGUUCUCGGGUGGAACUGGAGUAGGAAAGACUUAUGCAUCAUCUAUUCUGCUAGAUAGUAUUGGACCUUGCUCCAACGUGUAUCACUACACUAUGCCCAGUUUCACAAACUCAUUUUCAACAGACUUCAUGUAUGGUCUCACUAUGUGUAAGAAUGCCAUUGUGAUAGUGGAUGGUUUGACUGCACAUGAUAUGCAUAUAAAGACACAAAUAAGAGAACUCUUAGAAAAAAGCAACAACCUAGAGAAAGACAUUACUGUGAUAUUAAUUUAUAAUUGUUAUGAGUAUGAAUCAACAAAAGAAUUUGUUAAGAAUUGUGAUGAGACAUUUCGCCGUAGACUUUUAGAAAACUUUUCUGACAUAAAAGCAUUAAAAACGUUUAUUGAAUUUAAACCAUUGACAGAAGUACAUUUGAAAGAAUGUAUCAAACAGGAACUACAUAACAGGAGAUUGGGGAGCAAAGAGUUAGAGGAUAUAUUAAAAAACUUCAAUGUGACCGUUGAUGGCUGCAAAGGAGUUCACUCAAAGAUGAAAUAUUUGAAUGUUGCGUAAGGUACGUAUAGUUUCUAGAAAAUGUUAUUAUGUUUGUAAUGUAGCUAAAGUAGCCGCUUAAGUAGCAUUGUAAUAUUUUUUUAUAAUUUUGAGUGAUGUAGCAAUGUAAAAACAGUUUUUAAAUAUGGCAGCUACGAUUUUAUGAUUUUAGUAAUUGUAAAUAAAUAUUGUAUGUAUAUGUAUUAAUAAAUGAAGACAUGACUGAAGUGUAUAAUCAUGAAAAGAAAUACAACAUGUUAUUGUAGAUCAAAAGAACUUUAUUUUAGAGAAUUUUACAUGAUAAUCGGCAAUGCAGAGGUCCAAGAAAUUAUGUUGAAUACAAAUAUACUGACAAUUCUUUAAUACACCUAUACUUUCACAUUUGGUUAUUAUUCUACUACAAACUUAGCCUUCAUGAUAAAAAAGAGCAAAUCCUAAAUGAAAUUUGUGGUGCAUUAAAGUAAAAUACUUUGGUAAUAUUUCUAACUAUAAAACAUAUAAAAUAAUCUCACAUACCUAGGCAAGGGUGCAAUUUGUUUGGAAUUUUGACUAAACACAUUGUUCAUAUUUACUUAUCAACACCCUAAUAAUCAUUUAAAGUUAAUGCUGAUAUAGCCUUACAAAUAUUAUCAUUGUAAUAUUAUGUUUGGCGUCAAAACAUUAAACACAAUUCUAGCUGAAUAUAGUAAUGUUAUUCUAUUGAGGAUUAUCAGCAAUUUACUACACAAGUAAUUAUUAAUUGAAAAUUAUGACACAAAAAUUAUUUAAUUCUAGUAUAUUUUAAAUAAUGUACCCCUAUUGCAAUGCACCCAUAUUAUGUAUGUAUAUAUAAUUUUAAUGUCAUGGAACCAUUUGUGAUCAGCCUCUCAGGCAUAUCUCAGCACAAAUAAUGUGUUCAGUGUUAGCGUAAUUUUGUUGAUACAAAUGGUCUCAUGGAUUAUAAAGUUUAAGUACAUCUUUAAUGUAAAAUAAUUUAUUAUAUAUUAUUAUAAGUAUUGUAAAUGUACAUAAUAAAAAGCAGCCAAUGGAAAAGUUUAA
Molecule: messenger RNA, 2201 nt
Organism: Helicoverpa armigera (cotton bollworm)
Lineage: Eukaryota; Metazoa; Arthropoda; Insecta; Lepidoptera; Noctuidae
Exons: 1
Coding region: 189-1184 (331 amino acids)
Molecular function (GO): ATP hydrolysis activity; ATP binding
Source: RefSeq, a predicted model, not a curated record